AGAGAACAUUUGCCCAACUGUCUGUGCACAAACAAAUCCCACUUUAUUCACUGCCAACUUUUCUUAUUCUUCUUUAACUUUAGUAACACUAUAUUCUGGAAAACAGUGAAAUCAUCUAGAACAAGCCAAGAAUCAACUUACCCUUUUUUACUUUUUAAGUUCUUGAAAUGGAAAAACUAAAAAAUUCCUUCAAAUCUCUCUCUCCUGAUCAUCAUCAUCCUGAAGAAGAACAUCAAAUUCUCUUAAACCAAACUGAAAAAAACCCAUAUCUUUACAUGAAUACAUCCAAACCAAAGGACUUUGUUUUGGAAAAAAAUAACAAAGAAACUGAAUUAUCCAUUUCUCCAAAACCCCAUUUCAACAAGAAUGACAGUAACACAAGUGAUGAUAUAAUAUCAACACUUGGAAAUAGUAACAAAGAUUUAAACUUUGCGGAAGUGUCACCAUGUUCACAAAGUUCCAGUUCUUCUUCUAGAAAAAAAUCAAGUCUUUUAGUAAACAGGACAAAAUCAAGACUAAUGGAUCCACCUGAACAAGAUCAAAGGUCUCAAAAUGUUGCAAUGAAAUCUGGGGUUUUGUUAAAAGAUAGUAAAAUUGAAGAAGAAGAAGAAGAAGAAGAGGACCCUUUUUCAGGUGAGGAUUUACCUGAGGAAUACAAGAAAGUAAAGUUCAGUACAUUAACUGUUCUUCAGUUGGUGAGUUUAGUUGUAAUUAUUGCUGCUUUAGUGUGUUCUGUUAUAUUUAGAGUAUUGAGGGAAAAGAAGGCUUUUGGUCUUGAAUUAUGGAAAUGGGAAGUAAUGAUUUUAGUGUUGAUUUGUGGAAGAUUGUUUUCUGGUUGUGUGAUAAGGUUGGUGGUGUUCUUGGUUGAGCUUAAUUUUUUGUUGAGGAAAAGAGUUUUGUAUUUUGUGUAUGGAUUGAGGACCUCAGUGCAGAAUUGCAUUUGGUUGAGUUUGGUUUUGAUUGCUUGGCAGUGUAUUUUUAACAACAAGGUUGAUAAAAUGACUGGUGGGAAAGUUCUACCUUAUGUGUCAAGUAUUUGGAUUUGUCUUUUGGUAGGCACAUACAUUUGGUUGCUGAAAACAAUUCUUGUGAAGGUUCUAGCUAUGUCGUUUCAUGUUAGUGCGUUCUUCGACCGAAUUCGAGAAUCUUUGUUCAAUCAGUAUGUGAUCGAGACGUUGUCUGGGCCAGCAUUGGUUGAGAUUGAUCAGCCCGAGCACGAGGAGGAAGAGAAGGGAACACCACGGAAGACUCCUAUGUCAGCUACUCCGAGGAGUUCUGCAUUUUCGAGGGUUAUUUCUGAGAAGGAAAAGGGAGAGAAGGGCGGAAUCACUAUAGAUCAUUUGCAUAGACUAAAUCAGAAGAAUAUUUCUGCUUGGAAUAUGAAAAGGCUGAUUAAUAUGGUUCGAAAUGGUGUGCUGUCAACUUUGGACGAGAAGCUACUGGAGUCAACUCACGAGGAUGAAUCUGCUGUGCAGAUCACUAGUGAAAAAAAGGCUAAAGCUGCAGCCCAGCAGAUAUUUAGCAAUGUGGCUAAGCCUGGCUCCAAGUUCAUCUAUCUGGAGGACUUGAUGCGUUUUCUGAGAGAAGAUGAGGCAUUGAAAACAGUGCGCCUUAUCGAAGGUGGAACUGAAACCGGGGGCAUAAGUAAACGGGCUUUAAAAAAUUGGGCGGUGAAUGCAUUUAGAGAACGAAGGGCUCUUGCUCUGUCAUUAAAUGACACUAAUACUGCUGUAAACAAACUUCAUCAAAUGUUAAAUGUCCUUGUGGCAAUAAUCAUAAUAAUCAUCUGGCUCCUUAUAUUCAGAGUUGCCACUACACAUUUCUUGGUAUUUUUGAGUUCCCAGAUGCUUCUGGUAGUAUUCAUCUUCGGUAACUCAGCCAAGACGACAUUCGAGGCAAUCAUCUUUUUAUUUGUAAUGCACCCAUUUGAUGUAGGCGAUCGUGUUGAAGUUGAUGGAGUUCAGAUGGUAGUUGAAGAGAUGAAUAUAUUGACAACAGUUUUCCUGAGAUAUGAUAACCAGAAGAUCAUAUAUCCAAAUAGUGUCCUAUCGACAAAGCCCGUAAGCAAUUACUACCGCAGUCCACACAUGGGAGAUGCAGUUGAUUUCUGCAUUCAUAUCUCAACUCCCACACAAAAGAUUGCUAUGAUGAAAGAGAGAAUAACAAGGUAUAUUGAGAACAGGAGUGAUCAUUGGCAGCCGGCUCCAAUGAUUGUCAUGAGAGAUGUGGAAGAUUUGAAUGGGAUAAAAUGGUCGGUGUGGCUCUCACACACGAUGAAUCACCAAGAUAUGGGAGAGAGAUGGGCGAGGAGAGCUCUUCUUGUUGAAGAAAUGGUAAAAAUAUUUAGGGAGCUCGAUAUCCAAUACCGUAUGCUACCUCUUGAUGUCAACAUCCGUCACCUGCCACAAUUAUCAUCAAGCAGAGCUCCGUCUAACUGGACAGUUUCUGCUUAAUCGAUCAAAAAAAGUUCACUCAUAUGAGGAUCACAAUAGAGCAAGAUUGUGUAAUCCCCAUGAUUUCAAUAUGGCUGGAAGUUUUGGUUAGUGUGGAUGAUCCGGUACUUUUUAUCUCUAACCUAUAGCCAAUAGUUGUGUACAUAGUCAACCUGGGACUCAUUUGGAAACUGCAAAUAUAGUCCAUAUACAUAUGGCCACAAGUUCAUUGUAACUAGAUGUUAUGUUUUCAGAGAAAUUUGCUAGUCAUCUUUAUAUCA
Molecule: messenger RNA, 2713 nt
Organism: Lycium barbarum (goji berry)
Lineage: Eukaryota; Viridiplantae; Streptophyta; Magnoliopsida; Solanales; Solanaceae
Product: mechanosensitive ion channel protein 6-like
Exons: 5
Coding region: 168-2453 (761 amino acids)
Biological process (GO): monoatomic anion transport; transmembrane transport
Cellular component (GO): plasma membrane
Molecular function (GO): mechanosensitive monoatomic ion channel activity
Source: RefSeq, a predicted model, not a curated record